GACUAGAGAGUGUUGUGCGAUACUCGCCAACAUUAUCAAUAAAGGCCAAGUUGGACCCAUACGGCACGCAGUUACUCUCGGUGCAAUAUCCGCCCUAUGCACAGCACUUAGAUUUGUUACAGAAUCUGAUGCUUUGGUCAUGAUCAUGGAUGCACUAUGGAAGCUGAUUUGCUUUGGGGAGAGUGAUCAAAUAGUGGUGGCCGAGGGUCCGCUGAAUCUUUAUCUCAAACUAUUCGAGACUUCUGGUGGAUUUGAUGGUUUGGAAAGGCUGGAGAGAAAGAGAGAUAAGACAGUAUCGGAAGCUGCCCAGCGGAUGCAGGAACUGAUAGAGGACAUUCUUAGACCCCCACCUCCAAUGGACGAGGAUGAUCCAAUUGUGGACAACUCGGCACUUCCUGUGCCAGAAUCAGCUAAUGGUUUAAUCGACAAAGCGGGAGACCCCCACAAAGGUGAUGGCGUCACAUAG
Molecule: messenger RNA, 466 nt
Organism: Acaulospora colombiana
Lineage: Eukaryota; Fungi; Glomeromycota; Glomeromycetes; Diversisporales; Acaulosporaceae
Source: the annotation of a GenBank genome assembly